Messenger RNA from Rhagoletis zephyria (snowberry fruit fly), 1671 nucleotides. RefSeq lists its product as uncharacterized. The record is from RefSeq and is a predicted model, not a curated record. Lineage: Eukaryota; Metazoa; Arthropoda; Insecta; Diptera; Tephritidae.
AUGACUGAAGUAACAAGCCCUGAUUUUAAUAAAAAGGACUUCCUUGAGAGCUAUUGGCAAAAGCAGAAGGAACUCAGCCGCCGUCAGCGUCAAUAUAAGGCUGUUCUGUCAACAAAGUUGCGCACGCGAAAGGAGACAAUUAUGGUGAAAAGCUAUCAAAACACCAUUGACCAUCUGCGCACGGAAAAAGAUACGUUGCGCGCACAAAUUUGGGUAGCCAGCGGUGGAACCCAUCGGCGACAGACAAAUCGUGCGCUUCGCAAUAUUCAGUGUAACGUCACCUGUGAGGAGCAUUUGGCCUACGAUAUACGGCAUAUUAAGGAAUCCACAACGAAUUUGGAACGUGAAAUUAGUCGAGUUAAUAAGCAAGUGUACGAUUUAAAUCGCCGUACAGUGCCCGAUUCACAGCAUCAGGCGUAUGUGGCGCGCAUGCGCAAGAAGCUAGCCAUAUUGGAAAAUCAGUUGGAGGUUGGCGUGCGAGGCGAAUGUGCUUUCACAGCCGUCAAUAGUGAACUGCGAGCGGAGCUGAUGAUGCUGCUGCAGCACCGCACCAGUUUCAACGAUAUCUACACAAAACUGGUUCAAAAAUUAAACAGCGAGAGGAAAUACAUAAUCGACUUGAUCGACUAUGCGCUAGCCACAUUCGAAAAUUGCAUACACGUUUAUGAAAAAAUGAACAACUUAAUUAAGAAGGAUGCAAAGGAUCACGAGUUUAGAAUGGUUGAAAUGCAGGCUACUAUGCGGAAGAGAGCAUCCGACGCGGCUAAAUAUAAGUUUUUGGAUUGUAAAACUCGAGAAAGGAUAAUGGACGAUCUGCAGCCAAAAGAGUAUCGACGGCGUGAGAGAUUUCGUCAGCAACAUCGUAAAAAGAUCAAUUUAUAUAACACGAUAUUGCAAAAAAUUUUGGAAUACACCGACUCACAUGAUGUGUCCGCCGUCAUUAAUAAGUUUCAGCAACAAGAAAGCCUUUACUAUUCGUAUUUUAACUACGCCAAUGAAUUGAGCUAUCACAUGACUCUGCUCAACAACACAGUGAAUCGAUUAUUUAAUGAAAUUUCCGAACUUAAACAUACCAACCAUAAUACGUUGCAAACUCAGGUAGACACUAUUGAGGAACUCGAAAAUACGCUAAAAGAGCGGCAAAAGAAGAAUGAUGAUCUGCGUAAGGUGCGCGAUGAAAACGACGCACGGCUCAAGAAAUUGCUUGAAGGCAUACAGGUGAUCAAAGUCCAGUCGCGUGCCGAUUGCAAAUCGCUCGAAGCACUGUUGGGUGACUUUUCCCAUGUCAAUCUCUCCAAUAUGCGUCACUUCCUGAAGAUACUGGAGAGGCGCAUACACUCCAUCACGAUGGCGCAAUAUAUGCUCGAACGAAGCGGUUCCACCAGCAAUCAACCUAAUUAUAUCGUUAAAGAUGUGCACAAAAUUUGCGAUUGGCCAACACCCUUAGAUGACAUUGUUCUGACGCAACAAUGUCCGGAAUGUGGCGAGGCCGAUGCAACCAAUGUUGAAGAUACUGAGGGUGGCGAUGGUAUACAGAGUUGGAAUACUGUAAAGAAGAAAUUGUAUGAGCGUGUCAUUCAGCCGGAAAUGCAAUAUCGCUUGCACAGCAUUAGUCAGUGUCGCUUGCCGAGAUCGCGUAUGCUUGCAGCGAAACGUAAUGAUUGAAACGUA